AGCAUUAUCACGGCAACACUGUAGGGAUGGUAAUAAUAAUUUGUUUAUGGUUUUGUGUUUCAAGAAUAAUUUUAAUUUAUCCAUGGCUUAUUGUUUCGUGUACCUGUUGAUGUUGAUGGUAGCCGGUACCGUUGGAUAUAAAUAAAAAUAUCAAAUCAGUGAUCUUUGAUACAAAAAUGUCUUUUAUAAACACAAAACUUUUUGGCAAACGCAAUUCAUAUGCAAGAACUCAAACUCAAUUUCCCAACUUUCAAAAACCACUAGCACUUGGAUGCUUCAGUCUUGAUCAGAAUCGUGUUAACAAAAACACGACAGACAGUUUGCGUUACUUUCGAAUGCCGUCAAUAUUUCCACUCAAUCUAAAUACCGAUAACGAACAAGCCAAGACAAAGCCUACAGGGUUUAGUAAAAAUGAACGAUUGUUUCCGAUGUUGCGUUUCAUACUUGAUCACCAGGAGGAUUUACUAACAAAUAAACUUGACUCUGUCAAUACAAGAGCUGUUGAAGAAAUUGAUUUUAUUUGCUUUCGAGGGUCACUUCGUGUAGUAUUGAAAACACCCUUUGAAGGUCGAGAGGGUUGGUGCAUUCAAGCCACUAAAUUCAAAGGAAAUAUCUAUCUCAAUGAGAAAGAACAAGAAACUUACGACGAGUAUAGUGAUCAGCAAAGAUAUGCCUAUGGGUGUGGACUGAAAUUUGAGCAACAUUGCUUAGUGGCGAGUCCUUAUGAGGAGCCGGUUACAAAUGUUCCCGUAGAAGAAGCCAUAGAAUUCCUCUGUGUGUUUAAGAGACAAUUCUCUAAUAUUAACUUACUUUAUGGGUCCGUUAUGGAUGGCAUUUUGAGUGAUGAGCCUGUUAUGAAUAUUGAGAACAAUGAUAUUUUGAAUUCUUUGAAAUUUAUGGAGCUAAGUUGCUCACUUCGCCCGAUCACUGAACAACAGCAUCGCAAUUUUUGCAGAUUCAAGUGCAGGAAUUGGUGGUGCAUGAGCUUUCUAGCUGGCAUUAAUGAUAACAUGAUUGGCUAUCGGAAUGAAAGUGGUUUCGUUGACGAAAUUGUACACAUGGACACAGAAUCAUUGGUUCAACAGGGAGCGAACUUUUGGGAUCCAUUACAAUGUGUUGACUUCCUUGUAAAAUUCUUAAAUAUGGUAAAACGAGAAAUGAAAGAUAUAGACUGUCCACAUACGGUCUAUGAAUUUUAUUUUAAACCUCCGUCGAGAGAGAUCACUUAUCGCAUUUAUGCUGGGAAAUCGUCAAAUACACUUUUAUCUGAUUGGUAUGUGACGGCGUUGCAAAACCGAUUUGUGGAAGUACCAUAAUUACAUAAGUUCAUUUGGUUGGAAGUUACCUUUUACUUGGUAUACCUAUUUUGUUUUGAAAAAUCGCAUUUCCUAUUUUUUGUUUGUUUACUGUAAAACAUUAUUUUUAUUUGAUUACUUUAUUAAAAAACUGUAAAUUUA
Molecule: messenger RNA, 1457 nt
Organism: Episyrphus balteatus (marmalade hoverfly)
Lineage: Eukaryota; Metazoa; Arthropoda; Insecta; Diptera; Syrphidae
Product: decapping nuclease DXO homolog
Exons: 3
Coding region: 177-1316 (379 amino acids)
Biological process (GO): nuclear-transcribed mRNA catabolic process; NAD-cap decapping
Cellular component (GO): cytosol; nucleus
Molecular function (GO): mRNA 5'-diphosphatase activity
Source: RefSeq, a predicted model, not a curated record